Messenger RNA from Colletotrichum phormii, 2630 nucleotides. Its product is annotated as RecQ family ATP-dependent DNA helicase. The record is from RefSeq and is a predicted model, not a curated record. Gene Ontology annotation, molecular function: nucleic acid binding; ATP binding; helicase activity. NCBI's taxonomy places the organism in Eukaryota, Fungi, Ascomycota, Sordariomycetes, Glomerellales, Glomerellaceae. The transcript is spliced from 9 exons. Bases 106 to 2346 code for a protein of 746 amino acids. Gene Ontology annotation, biological process: DNA recombination.
CGAUCUCAACCUCAACCACCCCCCGCGAAGGAAUUGCGCCGUCCAUUCCUUUUGUACGAAGAAGAGCUGGUGUCGAUUCCGCUGGAGCCUCCAUUGUCACCGAAGAUGGGUGACGACUUUGGCUUCGACUCGGCCGAUGAGGCCGAUCUCCUCGCCGUGGUGGACGCUGCUCCCUCUGGAGCUAAGCGAAUCAAUGAGGAUACUGAUCAAAGUGAAGAACCAGGAUCGAAACGACAGAAAUGCUCCUCUGGUCACUCUGAACUGGCUCGCAGAGUCUUGCGAGAACGAUUCGGCCUGGAGAGCUUUCGUCUGGAGCAGGAAGCAGCUAUCAAUCGCAUCAUCAGUGGCGACAGCGCUGUCGUAGUGUUUCCCACUGGCGGAGGCAAGAGCCUGUGUUACCAGGUCCCUGCCGUGGCUAUAAAGGAGCUCGACAAGGAAACCGGAUCCCGCAGCCCAGAAGAAAGUGGUGUCACGGUCGUCAUUUCUCCCCUCAUAGCAUUGAUGAAGGACCAAGUCGAUGCUCUGCGCCGCCGAGGCAUCUCCGCAGCCGUUCUAGAUUCGACGCAAAGUCGCGAAGAGUUCGUCGACAUACAUAGCAAGCUAGCUUGUGGCAAACUCGAUCUUCUAUACUGCGCACCAGAGCGGCUCAACAAUGAAGGCUUCCUUGCAUCCCUCAAGUCGAUCCAUGGCGGCAUUCGCUUAUUAGCGAUUGAUGAAGCGCAUUGCAUUUCAGAGUGGGGCCACUCUUUCCGCCCAGACUACCUCAAAAUCGCCCGCUUCGCCAAAGAAGCCAACGUGGACAGAGUCAUUUGCCUUACAGCGACAGCCACAGCAGCCGUUGCCAAAGACGUUCGAGCUACGUUCGACAUUCCGCCCGAGGGUCUUUUCGUGACGAGCAUGUACCGAUCAAAUCUUCGCCUUUUGGUCGAGCCUAUCACUGCAGACGACGACCAAGUCGCAAUAUGCACUAAAUUCCUAAAGAAACACCCCGGGCCAUCCAUCAUAUAUGUCACGACCCAUGCUGCUGCAGAAACCCUAGCCGGUGAACUAUCUAAAAAGAAGUUCAAUGCUCGCGCAUAUCAUGGGGGAUUAAACGCAGAUGUACGCGGCGGAAUACAAGACACGUUUCUCAAGAGUCAAAACAUGAUCAUUGUAGGCACGAUUGCCUUCGGCAUGGGUAUCGACAAGGAGAAUGUGCGGACCAUUAUCCAUUUCGAUCUCCCUGGCAGUCUCGAAGCAUACAGCCAGCAGAUUGGAAGAGCUGGGCGAGACGGUAAACCAAGCACGUGCAUGCUCUAUCUUUCUGAUAAGGAUUUCUUCGUCAGAAAUGUUUUUAUCCACGGCGAACGACCGUCUAUGCUGGCUCUACGCACACUAUUCGAAGAGAUCUGCAGUGAGGAAAACUGUCAGUUGAAGCCCGGAGACCCGUUCUCCGUGGCUCUGACAUCCCAAUCACGACGGGUAGAUAUCAGAGAGACUCAACUUUCCAUCAUCUACGCCUACCUGGAGUUAAAGUUCGGUCUUCUUCGGGCUAGUACUCCUCAGUACUCCGAAUACAAGUAUCAGGUGCUGCAGAAUCGUGCUUUGGAGACCGACGGCUCACCAGCAUCGAAGUACAUCCUUUCCCACUCCAGAAAAGCGCAAACCUGGACCAACAUUGAUGUUGACGUUCCUGCUGGAAACGGCGGAGUUAGCCGCGCUGAUCUUACGCGCAAGUUGGACUCGUGGGCUGAAUCUGGCAUCAUCAAGCUCAACAAGACGGGUGUUCAGAAGGUCUUCCGCAUCAGCAAGAAACUUCCAAGCAAGCAGGCCGACAUCGACGAGAUCAUUGACAAUAUCAACAAGGAGAUUGUGAAGAAGGAGAAGCAGGAUUUGCAGCGCGUUCAGGACCUGGUCAACCUGCUGACAGACAGCAGCUGCCUUACCCGUGGACUGGCAGCUUACUUCGCGGAUACAACUCACUCAUCAGUCAAGGAAUGUGGCCACUGCACCUGGUGCGAAACACAUCAGCAGGUCAAGCUACCAGAAUUCACCCCCAAACCUUUGGAUGAAAAGGCUAUUAGAAAGGUACUGGCUGUCUGCAAAGAAGCCUGUCAACAGGAAGCGAGCAAGGCCAAAGGUGGUAAAUCGAAGACUACAGCCCUUCAGACUAGACAGGCUCUGGCCAACAGCACAGCCAAAGACGAUGCCCGAUUCAUGGCUUGCGUGGCUUUCGGUAUCAGGACACCCCGAGUCAGUAGCAUGAGCCUACACAACAAUAAGGCUGUAUUUGAGACAAUGAGCACAUGCAACUUCAACGAUCUCGUCGAGAAAUUCGAAGACAUGAUGAAAUGGAAGAAAUCAUAGGGUUCUUAGGUCUCAAUCAAUAAAAUCACUAUCAGGCAAAGCGCGAGUACAGGUGGGAUACAUGAGCUAGCAGUAUUAUUCCCGCCUGUGUGGUUACUUUUCAAGCUACGCAGUUGUAUGUGAAUAGUUCUAUUGCGAAACUCUGGCAAAUGAAUACUGGGCUAGAAUGCUAUAUCGGGAACUCAAAGAAGUUGAUCGCGCUGAACUUGUACGAUAAGUGUCUGUUGAGCGAGGUGGUUUUACAAACCAAUCAUAGCUUCUUCAACAGUCAAAUCCGAAACGGA